Molecule: messenger RNA, 1882 nt
Organism: Salvia hispanica
Lineage: Eukaryota; Viridiplantae; Streptophyta; Magnoliopsida; Lamiales; Lamiaceae
Product: FAD/NAD(P)-binding oxidoreductase family protein
Biological process (GO): carotenoid metabolic process
Molecular function (GO): oxidoreductase activity
Source: RefSeq, a predicted model, not a curated record
CAAAUGUAUAUAGUGCUUACGUUGAAGCAAGCUUCACCUCUUCAUUCCCACCUUCAUCUCAUCCAUGGCGUUGCCUACUGCUUCUGCUACCUUGCCUCUAAGGCCUUCUUCUUUCACCUCCAAUUCUAAUUCCAAAUGCACCACAAGUAGGAUCAAAAUUUCUGCGCAAAUUUCAACCAAUGGCUCCACAUCUCUCGCCCAAACCUUUUCAGGGAAGCCAGAGGCAGAUGUCAUAGUUAUAGGAAGUGGUAUUGGUGGACUGUGUUGUGGUGCACUCUUAGCUAGGUAUGAUCAAGAUGUUUUGGUAUUGGAAAGCCAUGAUUUACCCGGGGGUGCUGCACAUUCAUUUACAAUCAAAGAUUACAAGUUUGAUUCUGGUCCUUCUCUAUUCUCCGGUUUUCAAUCAAGAGGUCCUCAGGCAAACCCUCUAGCUCAGGUCCUCGAUGCAUUGGGUGAAUCACCUCCCUGUGCAACCUAUGACUCGUGGAAGGUAUUCAUACCCGAAGGUGAAUUCCUGUCUCGCAUUGGCCCAACUGAAUUUUACAAGGAUCUACAAACAUAUGGUGGUCCAAAUGCUGUACAAGAAUGGAAAAAACUUCUUGAUGCAAUACUACCAUUAUCAGCAGCUGCCAUGGCGCUUCCUCCAUUAGCCAUUCGAGGUGACUUAGGUGUUCUUUCAACUGCUGGUGCUAGAUAUGCCCCCUCCCUCUUCAAGUCUUUUCUUCAAAUGGGACCUCAGGGAGCCCUAGGGGCUACAAAACUUGUCAGGCCAUUUGUGGAGAUACUUGACUCGUUGGAGCUAAAAGAUCCCUUUGUACGAAACUGGGUGGAUCUUCUUUCCUUUCUGCUAGCAGGAGUGAGAUCUGACGGUGUACUAUCUGCAGAGAUGAUAUACAUGUUUGCAGAAUGGUACAAACCGGGCAGCUGCUUAGAGUAUCCUAUAGGAGGCAGUGGGGCUAUUAUUGAUGCUCUCGUGCGAGGUCUAAAGAAAUUUAAUGGCCGCCUGUCUCUUAGAAGUCAUGUGGAGAGUAUUGUCGUUGAAGAUGGCCGAGCAAUCGGAGUGAAGCUAAGAGGUGGACAAUUUGUUCGCGCUAGAAAGGCUGUUGUGAGCAAUGCAUCUAUGUGGGACACGCUGAAUCUGUUGCCGAAGGAAGUCCUUCCACAAGCUUACCAGGAGAGGAUCAAAGCAACCCCGCAAUGUGAAUCAUUUAUGCAUCUACAUUUGGGCUUUGACGCAGAGGGAAUCAGCGACGACAUAGGGAUCCAUCACAUAGUCGUGAAUGAAUGGGAAAGAGGAGUUGAUGCCGAUCAGAAUGUUGUUCUUAUCUCGAUACCUAGUAUGCUAAGCCCCGAUCUUGCACCCCCUGGGAAGCACUUAUUGCAUGCCUACACACCAGGAACUGAGCCUUUCGAGCGCUGGGAAGGUCUUGAUCGCAAAAGUGACGAGUACAAGCAACUCAAAGCUGAAAGAAGCGAGGUAAUGUGGAAAGCUGUGGAGCGAGCUCUAGGGCCAAAAUUCGACCGUGGCAAGUGCGAGGUUAAGUUGGUGGGGACUCCAUUGACACACCAGAGGUUUCUGAGGCGGAAUAGAGGGACAUAUGGUCCGGCUAUAAAGGCCGGGAAGGCUUCGUUUCCCGGCCACUCAACUCCCAUCUCACAACUUUUAUGCUGUGGGGAUUCUACUUUUCCGGGCAUUGGCGUGCCUGCAGUUGCCGCUAGUGGUGCCAUUGUUGCAAACUCACUAGUUUCAGUGUCUCAACACUCCCAGUUACUUGAUGCUGUAGGAUUGUAACAUUCUUAUUGCUUAAUUAAAUAAUGAUCGUUGUAUUUAUGUUUGGCUAAGAUUACAAGUGAACCAAAUAAAUUCAAUGUUGUACAGUUA